Telopea speciosissima is the source of this 747-nucleotide messenger RNA. Its product is annotated as RING-H2 finger protein ATL46-like. Lineage: Eukaryota; Viridiplantae; Streptophyta; Magnoliopsida; Proteales; Proteaceae. The record is from RefSeq and is a predicted model, not a curated record. The coding region runs from base 1 to 747 and encodes 248 amino acids. The transcript has a single exon.
AUGUCUUGGUUUCAGUCUCAAAUCAAGGAAAAAGAUGAUACUUGUAACUUUCCACUUGGUAUUUCUCCUCUUUCUUCUUAUCCCUCAUUCAGAUCUCCUCAUAGUAGUAAUGAUCAGAAUGGAUCAACCCCAUCGUCAUCUGGUAGAAGAAUCAGUCUAAUUGUUCUUUUAAUCAUAGUUAUUCUAGCUGUUAUAUUCUUCAUAUCUGGUCUGCUCCACCUGCUCGUUAUAUUCCUCAUAAAGAAACCAUCUUCCUCAGCAACUUCUCAGUCUAAUAGGUACCUAGAUUUGUCUGGCUCUGAUGCUCUACAAAGACAGUUACAACAGUUAUUCCAUCUCCAUGACUCGGGUCUAGAUCAAGCUUUCAUAUAUGCUCUCCUUGUUUUCCUCUACAAAGAGAAAAUGGGUCUAAAAGAACCCUUCAAUUGUGCUGUUUGCCUCUGUGAAUUUUCAAAACAAGACAAACUUAGAUUGCUUCCCAUACGUCGCCAUGCUUUUCACAUCAACUGUAUAGACACUUGGCUCCAGCCAAACUCAACAUGCCCUCUUUGCAGAGGAACCCUCUUCACCUUUGGCCUUUCUAUUGAAAACCCAAUUUUCGAAUUUGAUGAUCCAAUGGAGGAGGAUGGGAUUCCCACCGAUAGAGAGGAUAGGUUCCUUCUCUGCGCUUCACUUAGGAUUUCUCAAAUGGGAGGGAAAGAGGGUAAGAGAAAAGAUAGAAAAUGGGAAACACGAUUUUCGCCUUAG